This is a messenger RNA of Symbiodinium natans, 1122 nucleotides long. NCBI's taxonomy places the organism in Eukaryota, Dinophyceae, Suessiales, Symbiodiniaceae. The record is from the annotation of a GenBank genome assembly.
AUGCAUACACAGACGGCCAGGUUCUGCUGGAGGUUUUCGGCAGCAUUGCGGAGUGACACCAUUAACAUUGCCUUCGGAAAUGCCGCGGGUCUGCCGACCCUACAAACAGGGCAGUGGUAUGCCAUCGUACUUCUCGCGGAAGUUCUGGGGCUGGAGGCAGCCUCUGCAGACGCGUUCCGUCAGGCCGCCAGCGCCGCCGCCCUGGCGCUGACCCUGCGCUGCGGAAGCCAGGCCUUGGAAUCCUCUCCAUUGGACAUCCGCGAACCUGGUGGGGUUCUGGAGCUGCGCUCGCUGGGCAGCGCGGCAACCCUGGAGGUCGCCCCUGGCAGCACCACGCGACUGACCAUGAAAGGCCUUCUUGGCUCCGGGGCCAUCGAGAAGCUUCGCAUGGUCUUCCUUCCCAGCUUCGGCCCGCAAGCUUGGAGCGUCGAGGGGUCUUCUGUGGCAGCAUCUGUCCAAUACUGGUCGAGUGCAGACGCAACAGGGCAGCCGGCAGGCAGCCAAAGCAUUUCAGGCGUCAGCCUGACUCUGAGCACCCGCGCCGGUCUACCUGCGACAGUGCUGGAUCUGCAGCUCCCGGGCUGGACUUCGAUGGGAAGCCUGGAGGUGAGCCUCGCGCUUGCCGCCGCAUCUCCCUUGCAAGGCCUCGCCACAGGCUUUGCCGCGCAUGCCUACGUCUGGGCAGAGCUGCGACGAUCAACGAGAUGUCGCAAAGCUGCAGUCUCCCUCUUUCAGCUUGCCGCCGAGCGAGCUCAGUGGCUUGACUCUUGUGCCUUCCUCACUCAUGGGUGGUGCCAGCCAGCAAGUGGAGCUCCUAGUUCGCUUGGGCUUCGUGGCGCGUGGGGCGACCCUGCAAAUCACGCCACCGGCUGGAAUCUUGGUCACGGGCCAUGGGCCUACACCUGCAGGCAUGCGCUCGCAAGCGAACGCAAGCCUAGUCAGGAGGCACGCGCCGCUACCUGUACUUGCUGCAGGCCCUCCAGCCACCAGCGUGGUGACGCUGACAGUGCCGGGCAGUACGGUUCUUUGGCAGGCUGCCACCUACACCUACUCCAUGGAUGUUCAGAACCCUUCCUCCAUGACGUCGCAGAAUACCUGGUGCGCUCGGCACGCUUCAUGUAA